CUUUGUCGUUGACGUGCUUUUAGAGAUGACACUUUUCUCGGCUAAAUUUCCAGGGGUUGAACUUCUACCGGGAGAUUCACUUUUUGACCUAGAAUAUGCCGAUGGCAUAGUUUUAUUUGGUGAAGACGCUGACAAAAUCCAGUCUUCUGAACACUAUAAGUAACAAUACAAGCAUGUUCGGGAUGCGAUUUCCCCUCCCCUCGAAAUGCAUCGACACCCAAACUAAUGAUAGGGAGUGAAGUAGUUGGGCGUGUCGACCGCUUCACUUAUCUUGGGAGUCUCAUCAGCCCCUGUGGUCUGGUGUGUGACGAGAUCUCAGCACGGAUACAGAAGGCUCGACUAGCUUUUGCCAACUUGCGUCAUUUAUGGCAUAGGCUAGAUAUCCGUCUACCAACCAAAGGACGUGUUUGCUGCGCAGCAGUCCGUUCCGUCCUACUUUAUGGCAGUGAAACGUGGUCGGUAAGAGUAGAGGAUAUUCGUAGGUUACUAGUAUUUGAUCAUAGGUGUCUUCGAAACAUUGCUCGUAUAUCCUGGGACCAUCGAGUAAGUAACGCAGUUGUUAGGAAACGGGUACUAGGUAAGGAUGGCAAACCGAUUGAUGAAGUGGUGAAACUUGAUCAGUUGAGAUGGCUCGGACAUGUGUUACGUAUGCCCAACGACCGACUUCCUCGACGUGUGGUGUUUCACGGUAUAGAAGUAAAUUGGAAGAAAGCUAGGGGUGGCCAGACCAAAACAUGCACAAAUCCAUGAAGUCACUGAUAAGUGGACUGAGUCACGUUGGCAGAUGUAGACUACCUGGCUGGGGACCGCGAGAUGAUAGCAACUGAUGGUUAGAGACCCUGAAUAACAAGGCUCAGAAUCGUUUGCAAUGGCGCAGGUGCAUUCACUCUUUGUGUUCUCCCAAAUUCUAAUCUCCUGAUUCUUCCUUGUCUCUUUUUUUCUCUUCCCAAAUUUAUUUCACUGGAUUAUACUCUUUAAAUAACAUCUUCAAACCCUAAUCUUUCCGAUUACUGCUUAUACUGUUACUACCUCUACCACUAUGGGAUUUGAAUCGACAAGUGUAUCUCUGUGCUAGUGUAGUGUGGCAACUCGAAUUGAUGUACGUACGUACGAAGUUCUACGUUGUUACUGACUGACUGAGUUAUUACAUAUGACAUGUCCAUCUUCCAACAAGAGACUACAUAAAUUAUGCAGGGGUUCACACCGCAUUACUUUAUUGGUGUUAAUCUUGUUCUACGAAAGUAGAAGACAUGAAUAGGCUGCAGUUUCCUUAUCAAAGAUAUUUUCUGAGCAAUACUUGGGUACUGUGAAACAAUUUUGCGAGAAGUACUGAGGUUAAAGUUAGGAAAAUAGCCGGAUAUAAUAAAUCAGUUUACUCGUCAUCAAUUUAACUUCAGAAAAUGAAGUUAUGCUCUUUACUCUACUGGAAUGUUUGGGGUACUAAAUAACUUUCAAGGUGUAAAGAAAAUCUCCAGCGAUUUUUAUUACCAAUCGCAGUAUUAAAAAUAUUCAAUCUCUCCUUGUCUCAUGUAUUUUGGGUUCUGAGUAUGAUGUUUGGAAAGUAUGUAGCUAACUCUGGGGUUUAUAUACAGGAGCGUACGUUGACAAAAUCAUCAGUCCCAAUCAAGUUUUCUUACUCAGGUCUU
Molecule: messenger RNA, 1646 nt
Organism: Schistosoma haematobium
Lineage: Eukaryota; Metazoa; Platyhelminthes; Trematoda; Strigeidida; Schistosomatidae
Exons: 1
Coding region: 226-750 (174 amino acids)
Source: RefSeq, a predicted model, not a curated record